Molecule: messenger RNA, 2996 nt
Organism: Alosa sapidissima (American shad)
Lineage: Eukaryota; Metazoa; Chordata; Actinopteri; Clupeiformes; Clupeidae
Gene: atg14
Product: autophagy related 14
Exons: 10
Coding region: 172-1707 (511 amino acids)
Biological process (GO): autophagosome assembly; cellular response to starvation; mitophagy
Cellular component (GO): autophagosome; extrinsic component of omegasome membrane; extrinsic component of phagophore assembly site membrane
Source: RefSeq, a predicted model, not a curated record
CAAAGUUAGUCACGUGGUCCGCAGGAGGUAAAGCUGAACAGUGACUAAUAAUUUCUUGACCUGCUUAACGGCAGGAAUUGGACUUGCUGUCUUCAGUUUCAUAUCUCCAAUAAUGCAGGGAGAGGACUUUCAGUCUUUUCGAGGCCCACACCACAGAUAAACGCCGGUUCAAUGGCAUCCCCCUCAGCAAAAGAACUCGGCGCAGUCGGCCCUGUUGAGGGGACUUUAGGGGGAAUGCCUGGGGCCCGACUACCUCCUCGACCGCAUCACCCGUCCCCAUCGACUGCAGUGCCAUCGCCAGGAUCUCUAAUGGUGGAAUCGGUGGACGAUGCCGAGGGUCUCUAUGUAGCUGUUGAGCGGUGCCCUCUCUGUAACACAGCUCGACGUAGACUGACCUGUGCCCGAUGUAUUCAGAGUGGCGAUUUUAUUUACUUUGACGGUAGAAAUCCUGAACGUUACAAGGAAAAAUUGGAAAGACUAAAAGCGCUCAAAGAUGAAAAAGAAAAUCUUCAACAAAGAGUUAUCCAAGCCAUGGACAAGAAGAUUCAGGCAGACCAGCUUAAAUGGAAGAUCAUGUCCUGCAAGAUGAAGAUCGAACAGAUGAAAGAGGCCAUAUCUAAUGGAAACGAGGAAGUGAAGAGUGGUAAAGACCUGCUGGUGCGCUCGCAGGAGGAGAGUCAGCGUCUGCAGCGGCGGGCCAGCCGGCACCAGGAGAAGCGGGACAAGAUCGAGCGGCACAACCGGCGGCUGGCUGAGCUGCUGGAGCGGAGGGGACGUGAACUACAGGGCCGGCUGGAGGCGCUGGCCGAGGUGCGGCGGGGACACAUCCUGGAGCUCAUCACACACAUCUUCUCCAUGCAGGAGGAGAAGCAGGGCAGCAGAGACCCGGCUGAUGUGGCUGCAGAGAGUGACCUUGCCCUGACCUCCAGCACGGUGAGCGAGCUAGCAGAGGCGCGCCGGACCACCUACCUGUCCGGCCGCUGGAUCUGGGACGACCAGAAUGGAGAGACCAGCAUCAGCAUCACCGGCCCCCACGUCACGCUGCCCAGCAACGGAGACUGUUCCGCCUACUACGGCUGGGUGGAGGAGAAGAGCACCACCCAAGGCCCAGAGCUGGAUCACAUUAACCCUGCCCACUCCAUCAGUGCGGCCCUGUGCUAUGCCACCCAGCUGGCCAACAUCCUCUCCCACAUCCUGGACGUCAACCUGCCCAAGAAACUGUGCAACAGCGAGUUCUGUGGCGAUAACUUGAGCCGCUACAGAUUCACACGUGCGCUCACCAAACUCAACACCAACAUCCUGCAUCUCUGUUUCUCCCAGCAUGUUGAAAGUGAUCUCCUGCAUCCUCAUCACACCCUGAGGAAUAUCAUGUUUCUGGUCUCCCCUGAAAAUAAGAACCUCGGCAGAACGGGUCCAUUUGAGGCCAGCGCUGACCUGGAGGAGUCCAUGGAGUUCGUGGAGCCGGAGGCAGCCGGGCCAGCCGAGGAGAGUGGCGACGAGGCGCCCAGCGACGAGGAGACGGACCUGGGCACAGACUGGGAGACGGUGCCCAGCCCGCGCUUCUGCGACAUCCCCUCGCAGCCCAUGGAACUCUCGCAGAGCACAGCCAUGCAGGCGUCGCAGCCGGCGGGCAACGCCGGGGGCAUGAUCUCCUCGGCCGCCGCCUCCGUCACCUCCUGGUUUCGCGCCUACACCGGCCAGCGCUGAACUGGACGGUCACCGAAUCAGCUGAUGCUGUAGCUAUGCAAAAAAAAAAAAGAGAAAAUACUCAACAAAGGAAAAAAAAAAGACCACACACUUCUGUGUUGCGUUGCUAUCUUCAUCUGUCUGUCAGCCUCUCUUUCUCUUCUACUCUGUCAGCUUGCACACUGGGAGGAAAGAAUGACACACAGGCCAAUGAUUUAAAUUCGAAAAAAAAGGGAUGUCUUGUUUUUAACUGAGAUCGCAUGUUUAUGUGUGGCAAGACGGAGCUUGUUUUUUGUUUUUGUUUUUUUUUUCAUAAAUACCGACUGAGAUGGUUCUCACCACGGUUCAUGUUGACACAAAAAUGAUACCAUUGUCAGACUUAGGCUGUACAAAGAAGCAUGUGAAAGAAAGACUAGAGUUGUCAUGACUGGAUGCCGAGAAAUGGUCACUGGAGUUUGCCGGCCCCCCCCCUUUGCAAUCCUCCACCAUCGGUCUCACCACAACAGCUGUCAGCCCUCUUCUUUCUCCUCUCUGAGUUUGCAUCAGUCUGCAGCUGAGCGGAGACAAUGCCUGCUAUACCACAGACCCAACCCUAGAGGCUGAGGGAACGCAGGAUUUCUCUAGCUGUGAGAGGACCAGGCUGCUCAACUUUCAGCCGAUUUCUCACAGUCCUUACUGUACGACAUCUGUUUUGAGGCUGGAUGGAAAGAAAUUGAAUUGUGAAGAUUGAAUGGUGUGUGUGUGUGUGUGUGUGUGUGUGUGUGUGUGUCUGCAUUUGUGUCAUCUGACAGGAUGUCAAGCAUAGCAAGCUUGCUCAGAGGGGUAAAGACAGAUCAUCUUUUGCGCCCCUCAACUUAUGACUCUUAAGCACCAACAGUUUUACUCUUCUAUUGACCUACCACUACUGAAUGUUCGGAGAAGUAAACAGCCACUGUCGGAUCACAGACAAGUGGACAUGAGCACCUUUGGUUAUUUGAGAUGUGACUUGGAGAAACAAAACUAAGACAUCAGUACAGUAUCCACUAUGCCAGCAGAUGUCACAUUUACUUGUUUCUUUUAGUGGUCUUAGUUAAUGUGUGAGUUUCUUAACUGUUGAAUACAGCAUAUUCAGAUGUCAUGUCCAUGUCACUAUGGAAAACUCUAUUGUACUUUUGUGUGACUGUGUAAAGACCUACAUCUCAGACUAGGAAGCCUGAUUUAUUUUUUAAGGGUUGAGGGUUUGAUUGAUAUAUAUCUGUCCAUAUAAAUGGCAGGCAUUAUGUGGUAAUGUCAUGGUUAAGUCUUUGUUGCCAUAAAAAAUGAGAACCUUA